Messenger RNA from Monoraphidium neglectum, 615 nucleotides. RefSeq lists its product as hypothetical. The coding region runs from base 1 to 615 and encodes 204 amino acids. The record is from RefSeq and is a predicted model, not a curated record. NCBI's taxonomy places the organism in Eukaryota, Viridiplantae, Chlorophyta, Chlorophyceae, Sphaeropleales, Selenastraceae. The transcript is spliced from 2 exons.
AUGGUGGCGCACGACACCCAGACGCCCAGCGCGACGUCCCAGCCGAGGGGCCGCAGCUCCCUCAACUCCCUGGACCAGCCGGCCAUGUCGCCGUCUGCAAGCGCUGCCUCGGCCUCAAGCUGCGAGCUAGCCCUCUCCAUCCCCGACUUUUGCUGGGCGCCGGACGUAGACGUCCAGGAGGCGCAUGUCAAACACGCCGCCGAGGGUUGGCGCCGGGCGCCGGGGCCGGGCGGGCCGGAGCAGGGCGGGUACGGCAGCGCCGCCGCUGAUGCGACCAGCCACUCAGAUGCUGAGAGCAGCGGCACCUCUGGCCCUCCCGCCAUGGCUGCUGCCAGCGACGGCGCCGCGCCCCACGGCUGCUGCGGCGGCCGUGGUUGCGACGCGUGCGGCCAACCGGCAACCGUGCACGGCGUGCACAUGCCCAGCGGCGGCUGGUUCCGCAAGUGCCGCGGCUGCGGGGGGCUGACGGCCCACGAGCGUGCCAUCGGAGACGCAGACGUGCCCUUCUGCAAACGGUGCCAAGCGGCAUUCCACGCCGCGGGGCCGCAACUGCGCUACCGCAUGGUGGAGACGCUCGUCUACGUGCACAAUGCCUGGUUGGAGGCCGGCCUCUGA